Aspergillus saccharolyticus JOP 1030-1 is the source of this 921-nucleotide messenger RNA. RefSeq lists its product as uncharacterized. The record is from RefSeq and is a predicted model, not a curated record. The annotation marks the transcript as partial. Gene Ontology annotation, cellular component: mitochondrion. The transcript has 3 exons. NCBI's taxonomy places the organism in Eukaryota, Fungi, Ascomycota, Eurotiomycetes, Eurotiales, Aspergillaceae.
AUGGCCUCGUCACUGUCGAAAGCGUCUUUGUUCUCGGCUAUCCGAGCCAGCCACACCUCCUUCGCUACUUCAUGUCAAACUCGUUCUUUUUCGCAAUCCCUGCAGCGCUCCGGUGUACGGAUGGGCGAGCACGUCUCUAUCAAACCCCCCGCUCAGCCGAGCACGAGAACUAGAACAAGAGCAAUGGCAAGAUCGGAACUUCCGCAGGAUCUCGGUCUGUUGCCCGGCACUUACAUCCGCCAACUAUGGAGGGAUAUGCCGUCCAUCUUCCGGCAACGCGAAGAGCGCUUUCGGUUGGAAUGGCUGUGGUUGAAGACCGCUUUCCAGAACUUUGCAGGAGUGAUUGCCUACUGCAGGUACUUCAAUAAAGGGCUACCCCUCGAAUUCAAGGAGCGUCGUCAGAUCGCCAUGGACUUUCACCGACGCAUGUAUACCGCUUUCGCAGCUGGCGACACCAAUACCAUCAGUAAGAUCUGCUGUACGGGCUUGGCCAAUGAGCUAAAGACGCGCAUUGCGGCACGCCCCAAGAAUGAGAAGGUGACCUGGAGCCUGGACACUUACAACCGUGAUGCCUCCACCUUCUGGACCGGUGCUCGCGUGGUCUCGGACCGCGCCACUACAAUUCCUGAAAUUCCGGACUCGGGCGUGCGCCAGGUCAUCGUGCGCAUCACCAGCAAGCAAUCCACCGGCAAGUACACCGCGCCCGUCAACGGAAAAGCCGCCGAGGACUCCACCGCUGUGGCCGAAAACGUUAAGCAGCGGGACUGCACAGAGUACAUCGUCAUUCAGAAGCUCCGGUGGUCGGGUGAGGACACUGGAUGGCGCGUCUGGGGUACUGCUACCCCGACUACAGUGGACGAUCUCAGCAACCCGCUCUUUGCGCCUGGCUUGACUAUGUCCGAGCGGUUGGAGGCUCUCAAG